UUAAAAUGAGGCUUUAUUGGAACCUGAUUGAUCUUGGAGCCGUCUGUGUGAGGGCGACCUUAACUGAUCAUCUCUUGGCGUAAUGUCGUUUGCUCAGCGGAGAUUAGCGUUCGGGAUAUUCCAUUGACAUGAAAUAUCUUUUGUGGAAAAUUGUAAUCAUUUCACUUGCCCAUGAAACGCUAAGCUGAUAUUGGAUCAUAGUUUAUUUCGUUAACGGCAGUUUAGUAUUGUUAUUGAAAGUGAUACGCCUAGCAAUUUCUCAUGAUCAAUAACAACAUACACAUUAUGGAAAAUAUCAUUGAAAGAAUUUACAAAUAAACUACAUUACUAUUUGUAGUAUAAUAAAAGGAUUUCCAGAUUUUUAGGAAUAUAAAUGGGUAGGAUAGAAGAGGCUUAAGUCCGUACUUCCAAUUGUAGUCAUGCUCUAGAACAGGUAUCUCUAAAUUUUUUGGCUUGGGGGCCAUAUUGAGACCUCCACAAAGACUCAUGAGCCAUGAAUUUUUACGACAAAAAUAUCGAUUUAUCAAUCUUCAAAAACAUCAGAAUCCAAACGUGUAUAUUACCAUUGCAUCAGCAUCAAAACAUUGAUAUUUUUCAUUUAUUUCCUUCAGGAUUUUUUUUUAAUUAAUUUUAAAAAUCGAAUCAUUAUUUUUUUCCGUUCGUCCUGAAAACUUAGUAUUAUUUACUUAACCCAACAAAUUAAAAAUCUGCCAUAGCAGGUUUAAGGGUAAAAGUUAUCGUGAUGUAUUUUAAUUCAAUAUAAAUAGAAUAAUACAAGGUUGGUUAGUUGGUUGUGUACUAAAGGCGUAGAACUUGUUGGCCAUCAAUACCGUUAAUUAAAAUUAUAUAUUAUAUCUUUUGGUUAUAAAUAUUAAGAAUUGGAUAAAAUUUAAAAAAUGUAAAAUGCACGUUAAGGUUAAAAGUUGUUUAUUGUUAUUAAAGUUUAGUUAUUUAAAGUUCGCUAAGUUAAAGAUAAAAAAGAAAAAGAAAAAAAAAAUGGUAAGAGGAAAAAAAGCGGUGAGGAGUGCUGCGUGAGAGAUUCAGAUAUUUUUUAAGAUUCCUUCUUCGGAGAGAAAACAUAUGAUUUUGCCUAGGAUUUUUUCAUCAUUCACAAAGAAGCAGCCGGUAUUAAUACAAGGUAUAAGAUAACCUGCAAACAAGAAAACAAAAUUGCAUAUAUACAAAAAUAAAAAAAAUAAAAUGAUUUCCUAUUGACAUCUUAUUUUUUUAAUACAACAACUUAUAAUGGUUUAAAUAUAAUGAAAUCUUAGAGAGGAUAGUAAUAUCUCCAUUCCUAUGGAGGUUGGGUGAGCGAGCGGGUGUGUGCAUAGCACGGCGCGUUGCCUGGCAACCUAAUGACCGGAGUCACAUACAAAAAAAUAAUUACGAGUUCACGUCCCUGUGUUUGAGGGGCUUUUAACUCUGUCGUUAACCUCCCACCAUCACCCCUUGGCCCGGAAAAACCUCCGCAUAAUAAAGAGAAGAAGAACGCUGGAAACGCUUAAAGUUGAUAUACAUAAUAUUCAAUUUGGUAAAUGAGUUCAUUUUUUAUGGAAAUCCCAUGGUUGUGAGGGGAAAAAAUCUGCAAACCAUUUUUAUCAAUCAAAACCUAAUCUGAAAUAAAUCCCAGUUUAAUAUAAUUGUUUUAAUAAUAUAACAAAACAGACAUAAAACGAGUAGUUACAUAUAAAUAUAUUAUUAUCUUGUAUAUAUUUUGGCGGAAGAGCGGACAGAAAAAAAAAUCGCAUAUUACAAAAAUAAAAAAAUAAAAUUGAUUUCCUAUUGACAUCUUACUAAAACAUCCAGAUACAUACGAAGGAAACAAAAGGUUGCAUAAUAGAGGUUAUAUUUAACAACUGAUUAGAAGGAAUAAAAUAUAUAUAUGUAUAUGUAUAUACCUAAAAUAUAAUAAUAUAAGAGACUCAUGACUUUAUAGUCAUUAUUACUAUACGUUCAUUUUGAUUAUAUUUAAUUCAAUACGUUUCUUACUUGAUUUUUGGCAUGCGGUUUAAGAUUUUGGAACUCAAUAAAUGGGUUAUCAUUUAAUUAAAAAAAAAAUCUAAAUAACAUAAAUAAAAAAUUGUCCAUUUUAUUUGCAAAAUGUACCCGAAAUGAAUAUAAAACAGGAGUUGAACCCUCUUAAAAGAGCAAUAUCGAAAAACUGCCCCCUCCCCCUUUUCUCGAGGAAAGAGGAAGGAUUCGAAUCGAGGAUCAAUUACCAGGAGCCAGAUAGGGACGGCAGGAGGUCAAAAGGAGGUUUUUUUGUAGGGGCCUGGGGCCCAGCGGGGCGGAGCGGACAGGCUAUUUGCAUGGGGCCCCUCGGGAGGUCCGGUCUAAUUUCACGCCGCCCUGCCCUCCCCCCAAGGAGAAACAAUCUCCUUACAUGUCCUCUCUAUUUACAUAAUACAGUUUCCGCUUUGCUCCUCGUUUCCUCUUCGGGGUCGCCCAGAAAAAUUGUCUUCGGCCUGUUAUCAAAUUCGGGGGGCACUGCCGUAUUAUACUAAGCCGCCGGGUAACUUUUUAUAUGGGAUGUCCUCAUUCCUCCUUAGAAUGACUUUAUCGCCGCAAACAUAGAUGGAAACAUAAUUCUAUACUGCUGUUACAUAAACAAAAACUUGACAUAUGUAUUUUAUAUUCAGACAAACAAUAUCUAUGAAUUGUAUACGUAAUUUAAAAAAAAAAAAAAUCAUUAUGUUACUGACGGAGACAUCCAAUUUGUGAUACCAGAAAUUGCAAGUUUUAAAAUAUUUUUCUCAAUCACAUAUCACAGAUUGAUUGGUUCAGGUACUAACCUGAUUUGAUUACCAGACCACAUGAAGAGAUUAGAAUGAUAGUAAUGUAAGUCAAGUUCGCUAUUUUCGAAACAACAAUAUAAAAUAGAGAUCUUCUAAACUAUUAUUUAAAUUUGAAUUGCUAUGGAGAUGUAUUAUUGGAUGAAAUGUUUUUGUUAAGUUCUAACUCAACUUAAAAACGUACAAGUAUUUGAGAUUAGAGCUUGAAACCGAAUAGCUUAGAGAAAGAGAACAGAGGAACUUUGGAAGAUAGAGAGAGGUUAAUGACGAAAACCGCGGAGGGAAAUAAAUUGCCCGGCCUGGAGCGGUAGAAGAUUGUCCAUAACAAUAUAAACGUUAUUAUUGUAUUAAUUAUUGUAAUUACCACUAAUGAGCACAAGGUAAUACAACACCAGCU
Messenger RNA from Nezara viridula (southern green stink bug), 3189 nucleotides. Lineage: Eukaryota; Metazoa; Arthropoda; Insecta; Hemiptera; Pentatomidae. The record is from the annotation of a GenBank genome assembly.